AUGUGCAUCGGAAGUGAAAGAGAGAUACUACUGAAGUUGAAGCAAAAUCUGAAAGAUCCUUUUAAAACACUUUCUUCUUGGAAUGCUACUGCCAAGAAGUAUAAUGAAAUUCUCUGCAACAACGUCACAUCUCAUGUUGCAGAGAUUCACCUUGGCACUCCACCUCCUCCUUCCGAUGAGAACUUGAGUGAACAAGCUUCCGAAGAGUAUAAUCCUUGUUUGGAUCUUUCCGUUAAUUUGUCGUGCAAUCUACUUGAAGGCCCAAUUCCAACUUCUUUGGGAAAUGUGACUUCUUUGUUUACACUUGAUUUGUCACACAAUGAACUUGAAGGUCCAAUUCUAACAUUUUCAAGAAAUGUGACUUCUUUGAUUGUACUUGAUCUCUCGUACAAUAGACUUUCAAGUCUGACAAAUCAAUUUGAGGUUAAUAAAAGUAUUAUCACAAUAAAUUUUUGUAGCAACAAAAUUGGUCGAAAAAUUCCAAGAUCAAUUGGAAAACUUUCAUCGUUGAGAUAUCUUACUCUAUCCAAUAAUCAACUUAGUGAAAAUCCAUUUGAAAAUCUUAGAUCGCUCUCCGAAUUGUCAUUCCUUGAUAUUGGUGAUAAUCGUUUUGAAGGAGUGGUCAUGGAAGAUCAUCUUUCAAAUCUUACAAGCUUGAGUGAGUUUUAUGCAUCAGAAAACUAUUUCACUUUAAAAGUAGAUCCCAAUUGGAAUCCCACUUUUCAACUUACCGACUUAGAUAUGAGCACCGGAAAAUUAGGUCCCAACUUUCCAUCAUGGAUUCACUCACAAAGCAACCUUCACCAUUUAUCUAUGUCUAAUACAGGGAUUUUAGAUUCUAUUCCAUCUUGGUUUUGGGAAACAUUUUCUCAAGUUUCUUUUGUGAACCUAUCUCACAAUUACAUCCAUGGUAACCUUGGGGCUACAUUAACGAUUCCAAUAUCUAUGGAUGUUGUUGAUCUAAGUGCAAAUAACUUGUGUGGUCAAUUGCCCCCUAUUUCACGUGGCGUGGCCUUUUUAGAUCUUUCAAGCAAUUCAUUCUACAAAUCCAUGGAUAAUUUUUUAUGUAAUAAUGAUGACAAUGUAAUGUGGUUUCUCAAUCUUGCUUCUAAUAAUUUGUGGGGAGAAAUACCUAAUUGUUGGAUGUUUUGGCCAAAUUUAGUGUAUAUAAAUUUGCAGAGCAACAAUUUUGUCGGCAACUUACCUCCGUCCAUGGGUGCCUUGGAAUCAAUGGAGUUUUUACAACUUGGUAACAAUUCACUCUCAGGAACGUUUCCUACGAGUUUGAUGGAGAAUGAAUUAUUGACACUUUUGGACAUGAGAGGAAAUAAACUCGUAGGAACUAUUCCAAAGUGGGUUGGAGAAAAGUUCUUAAAUAUGAGAAUCCUUUGCCUAAGUUCAAACAUUUGUUCUGGUCAUAUCCCAAAUGAAAUAUGCAAAAUGAGUCUCCUUCAAGUUUUAGACCUUGCACAAAAUAAUUUAUCCGGUGGUAUACCUACUUGUUUCAAUAAAUUUAGUGCCAUGACACUAAUGAAUAAAAGUACAAAUUCUAUUAUAGAAUAUUCACCAACAUUGACAGAUUAUUCUUCCGUUAUUGGUACCGUUGGUGUGCUUCUUUUGCUAAAGGGAAGAAUAGUUGAGCACAAAAACAUUCUGGGAUUGGUAACAAGUAUUGAUUUGUCAAAUAAUCAAUUGACCGGAGAAGUACCAAUUGAAAUAACAUAUUUAAAUGGUUUGAUAUUUUUGAACUUGUCCCACAACCAACUAAUUGGUCAUAUUCCAAGAAGCAUCGGUAACAUGGGAUCGUUAUUGUCCAUCGAUUUCUCAAAGAAUCAACUUUCUGGUGAAAUCCCUCAAACCAUUUCACAUUUGAGCUUUCUAAGUUUGCUAAAUUUGUCUUAUAAUCAUUUAAAGGGGAAAAUUCCAACAGGAACUCAAUUGCAAACAUUUGAUGCCUCCGACUUCAUUGGGAAUGAUCUAUGCGACUCACCACUACCCAUCAAUUGCAGCACCAUUACAAAAAUUGAUAAUUUUGAUCACAUCGAAAAAGGUAAGGAUAAACAUGGGAUAAACUGGUUUUUUGUGAGUAUGACAUUUGGAUUUGUCGUGGGAUUUUGGACAGUGAUCGGUCCUUUGCUCAUUUGUAGAUCAUGGUGUUAUACCUAUUUUCAUUUCCUUAACUAUGUUUGGUUUAAACUUCAAUCUCUUUUUUGA
This is a messenger RNA of Vigna unguiculata (cowpea), 2214 nucleotides long. RefSeq names its product receptor-like protein EIX2. Lineage: Eukaryota; Viridiplantae; Streptophyta; Magnoliopsida; Fabales; Fabaceae. The record is from RefSeq and is a predicted model, not a curated record. Gene Ontology annotation, molecular function: protein binding.